CAUGUGCUAAAAAUGUUGGUAUCACUGUAAGUUGUAUUGAAUGUGAGAAACUACGCCUUCUAUUUAGUGCGAAGAAGAUUUCAGAAAAAGAUAAGUCAUUGUUGCAAAGAUUUUUAGAUACGAUCUUCUAUACUUAUAGUGAUAAUGAAGAAAAUAUUAAUAAAGAAGUUAAUGAGAAAGAAAAUGAUUCAACUGAAUCUGAAAGCUCAGACGAUGAAGAGCCUGAUGAAAUUGCUGAGGAGUCUGAUGAAAAUAUAGAAGAGCCUGAUACUGUUGCAAAGGAUUCUAUUUAUGAACUUUUUUUAAAAGUUUUUGUUAAUAAUUCAUUGACUUGCACAACAGAAAUUGAAAAGCUAUACUAUUCUGCUAGAAUUUAUCCAGACGUUUGUAUUCACUGUGGGUACUUGGAUGUUUCUAACUCAGCAAAUGAGUAUCCAUGUUGUAAUGAUUGUGAGAGUAACCUUGCUAAUUCAAAAAAAUCUUCAAGACAGUCUAAAGAUAUUAAAAACAAACGAAAGCAUAUUAAAACUAAAAACUAG
Molecule: messenger RNA, 539 nt
Organism: Scutellospora calospora
Lineage: Eukaryota; Fungi; Glomeromycota; Glomeromycetes; Diversisporales; Gigasporaceae
Source: the annotation of a GenBank genome assembly